AAAGGUGCAAAAUGCACUGUAUGACUUAACCUAAAUACCCAGACCCCCUCAGACCCUCACACUUCAUCCAAAACUCCCAAAGGCCCUCUCUCACUCCGUCCCUCAUCUCCCUUCUCUGUGUGCUGUCACUGUGCUCCGUCCCUCAUCUCUCUUCUCUGUGUUUUGAGCUCACUGUGAGUGCUGUGUGCACACUGCACUACUUUAGCCUUCAAUAGGUAUGCAUGGCAAGGAAAGGUAAGAGGAAAGGUAAAGGCAUUAGUGAGUCUCAAGACUCUCAACUACAAGAAACUCAGUCAACUAGGCCUUCCUUUGAUCAUAAUGAAGUUUCUGAGCAGGAGCUCUCACAAAUUCUAUGUCAAUCAUCUAAGCCUCAAACUGAUGAAGGAGCACAUCAGGCCUCUAAUUCCAUUAUAAUAAGUAGUACUAAUGCUGGAAAAAAGAGGGGUCGAAGAAAGGCUAAAGGCAUCAAUGCUAAAGAUGGUGAAAUAGAGGUUGAGAUUUAUGAUGGCAAAAUUAUUACACCAAAAGCCACUCAAGAGAUUACCAUUCUUUUUCACCAAAAACUUAAUGGAGCUUGGACAACUUUUACAGAAAACUCAAAUUCUAAGCUAGAGACUUUAUAUGCUCGAUAUAGAGCUCAACUCUUUAAGCAUAAGCAACCUAAUGAGGAAGUCAAGAAGGCAUUUAUAGAAUCAGUGAAACACCGCUAUUUUGAUUGGAUGUUUCGCAUUAGAAAUCCUAUUUUUCAUAUGUAUGAAGCAAAAGAAGAUCGUUACAAGAAUGAUCCUUCCUUCAUUCCUACACCUUUUUGGAAAGAGAUAGUGGAUAAAUGGAUGGAGGGAGAUUGGGGGAGACAAGUUUGACAAAUAAGGAAAACAAAAAUAAGUUUAAAAUUUUCUCCAUUACAGGUUCUGUACCAAUGGCCAAGUACAGAUAUGAAAUGUAUCUUGAGACGGGCUCUGAGCCUAGCCCUAUUGAUUGCUUUAAGAAAUUUCACACAAAGAAGGAUGGCAAAGAAUGGGCAACUGAUCAUGCUAAGACAUUAUAUGAAAAAAUGGAUGCCAUAAAGGCCAAAGUUGUUUUUGAAGGUACUAAGACAAAUGAUUAUCAGAUCUUUCAUGAAGUGGUUGGUGAACCAAGUCAUGGUCGUGUUCUUGGCAUGGGAAUAGGUAUUAAGGCUAAGGAUGUGUACGGCUUAACUUCAUCUAGUAAAGGUUGUAGCAAACGUUACAGAGAAGAUUUUACAAAAGAAAAAGAAGAUUUGGAGGCACGUCUUAAAGAGGAAAUGGAUUCCAAACUUGCAAAAGUUGUGGAGAAGCUUGAGGAGAAGUUUGCACAAAAGUUGCAGUCGAUGGGCAUACCACAACAAUCUGACAUAGAUCUAGCUACCAUAGAUGGUACUAGCAGAGAUGAAGAGGACAACUCAACCAAUAACAUAGAGGUUGAAAACAACUUGGAGGGUGACUCAGAAGAAGACUAAUAGAUCUUGUCAUAAUUCUAGUUGUUUAAGUUUUAAAAUAAGGUUUAAA
Molecule: messenger RNA, 1529 nt
Organism: Quercus lobata
Lineage: Eukaryota; Viridiplantae; Streptophyta; Magnoliopsida; Fagales; Fagaceae
Exons: 8
Coding region: 830-1480 (216 amino acids)
Source: RefSeq, a predicted model, not a curated record